Messenger RNA from Styela clava, 5842 nucleotides. Its product is annotated as phosphatidylinositol 4-kinase beta-like. Gene Ontology annotation, biological process: phosphatidylinositol phosphate biosynthetic process; phosphatidylinositol-mediated signaling. Gene Ontology annotation, cellular component: cytoplasm; membrane. Gene Ontology annotation, molecular function: 1-phosphatidylinositol 4-kinase activity. The record is from RefSeq and is a predicted model, not a curated record. Lineage: Eukaryota; Metazoa; Chordata; Ascidiacea; Stolidobranchia; Styelidae.
AACUUUAUUUUCAAGGUUUAAUAAAAUAUGUCUAAUCUGCUGUAUUGUACUGAAUUGUCCGGUGAUCUGGUGAUCAAUACACAGAUGUAAAAUUGGGCUGCAAUGAAUGAUGAAUUUACUAAGCUUGAAAAACUUUUGGAAUGAAACUCAUUGAUAAUACUGAAUUUAAUGUAUUGUAUAAAUACAAGUAUUUCUUUGAAUUUCAUUAUUCUGAACUAAAUUCGUCAUAAUUGAAAUACUGAAUGAUGAAUGCUGUUACCAUUCAACCGAAGAAAACUUCUGGAAAAGGAUACAAUAUGCUUGUGAAUGGUGAUUGUUUGAGUGAUUCUGAAAAUGAACAAACAGAAAAGGUAGAGUCAAAAACGAUAUUUGAAAAUUUGGAAAAAACUGUGCAAUGUGUCGAUCAAGUCAAUAAUGGAGAUAUUGAUUACUAUAAUGAUGGUUUAACACCAAUGGAUACGAGCUCUUGUACUAAUUCAAAUAGUUCAGAACUUCAAGAUGUCUCAAAUCAAAUCAGCAUCAGUUUUGUAAAUGACAAGGAAAUAUGUGAAAAAGCAAUGAAUGCAGCAUUGGCUAAUGCAGAAAUUGUUAAAAAUGCAAGGACUAUGCUACCAACCACUUUAGUGGAACGCCAACAGGUCACUGCACUGAACAAGACACAAUGUACAAACGCUCCUGGCAGAGCCUUGCGUAAACUGGACCCUCGUAAACUCAAUUUGAAUCUUGAUCUUUUUAAUUCAAAAACUCGAAAAAAAGAGAAAGCUAAUUCAUUGAGUGAUAGCCUACCAUCCAAUCCUAUGUCUCUACCUUCUUUGAUAGAAACAGAUGCAACCUCAAAAUCUUGCCAAACAAAAUCAGAAUUAAAAAAUUCUGAAUCAAAGCCAAAAAAGGGUAAAUCUUCAGAAAAUGGUGUCGUCAAUUUUACACCAAACAAAGUUCAGGUUCGCCAGCCUGAUUCAACAUCUAAACAAUCAUGGUUGCUCCGUCUUUUUGAAUCACAGGUUUUCGACAUGUCGAUUGCUCUUCAGUAUUUGUUCAAGUCCAAGGAACCUGGUGUACUUGCUUACCUGGGGAAUAAGCUCUUCACAUUUCCUGAAGAGAAAGUUGAUCUUUUCUUGCCAGAACUUUUAGUCAUGUAUAUUCAUAUGGAUCAUGAUAUGAGAGAAGCAAUACAUCCAUACAUUGUUGCAAGAUGUAAAGACAGUGCUGACUUCUCAAUAAACUGUGCAUGGCUUCUUGGAAGUUUCUCGUGUGCAAAUUCAUCAUCAGCGCCAUACAAAAGAAUGACGAGAGCUCAAAAACUCAGAUCAAUGAUAAUAUCUGGUGAACUUGGAAAAAGGACUGGCUUGUCUAGAAAUAUCAUGAACUAUUCACCAAAAUUUCCAAAAGAAAAAAAUAUUGAUUCUUCAGUUCACAAGUUCAAGAAAUCACAUAAACGUUCGAAAUCUGAUGUUUUAUCAGGAGCUGGUAAUGGAAAAUGCUCCAUACCAAGAGCAGGAAGUCAGUGGGAUUUAUCAACUGGUCAUGCUUUUGAAUGUAACGAAAAAUCUGACAUGACAAAUAGAUUAAUGCCUGAGAAAGAGUUUGUUCGUGCACUGCUUGCAAUUGGAAAACGACUAACUAAUCAGCCAACGAAAGAUACUAAAACACACAGGUUGGUUGCAGAAUUGCAGUUAAUAAACCUGAACUUGCCUGCUAGAGUUUGGUUGCCAAUAUAUCCGUGUCAUCAUCAUGUAGUCAGGAUUCCACCUUCGGCUGGAGUGGUUUUAAAUUCAAAAGAUAAGGCACCAUAUUUAAUUUGUGUAGAGGUUUUGGAAUGUUCUAACAAAGAAACUGACCCUGUUUCAUCAAAAUUACUGGAAAGUUCAUUGAGGCUUGCAAAAUCGGUGGAAAGUUUGAAAGCCGCCAAUUCCAUGACUGAUGUGCAACUACUUUCAAAAUCAUCAUCCACAAAAGUUCUAGUGGGCGCAGAAGCUGUGGCGCAUAUGGAGGACGGAUCAGACAGUAGUGGUUCUAAUAACUCUAUUGCUGCGAUUGGUGUCCUGGAUGAAGAAGGCACAGAUGACUCAAACGAACAUCCAAAUGAUGAAACUUUAACUGAAAAUCAAUUUUAUAAAGACGAAAACAUGGGAACUUUAGAGGAAAUUACAAGCCCUAUUGAUACUAUAAAUGAGACUGAUAGUACUGAUAGUGAUAUUACCGAUACAAACGAUGAACAGGCUGAGAAAGAUGUCAAAAAUUAUAAGCAAGAACACAAAGCUGCUCAUGUUAAUGAGGCAUUUGAAAUGGAAUCUGAGGAUGCCAUGGAGUCACAGACGAAUUGUAGAAAUAACCAACAAACUAUGAGUGAAAAUGGUGAAUAUUCUACAAAUCAUGAACAGGAAGACGAUGAUUUGUGGUCUCAGGGAGAUAUAACUGAUCUUGAUACUGUUGAGUCACCAACCCAACCAUCAUCAAAUAAAUUUUCAAGUUCUGUACAUGCACAAGAAAAUCAUAUAACAAUAAGUAACAGCAAUUCUGGCAGUGAUUCUAUAUCGGUGUCUCACUUAUCAGUACUAUCUAUCGAUAGCAUUGUCAGUAAUGAUACCCUUAGUGUGGAAAGUCAGGAAAUAUAUGUUGCUGCUGGUGAUAUAAGGAGAAGACUGCUCGAACGAUUGAGAGGAAGAGAUUCAAGUUGUUUUAUACGAGAUCCUGAUGAUCCAUCUGCUGCUGCUCUUAAGGAACCAUGGGAAUCUAAAGUUCGAAGAAUACGUGAGGCCUCACCAUACGGACAUUUACCUAAUUGGAAACUGCUAUCAGUUAUCAUUAAGUGUGGUGAUGAUUUAAGACAAGAACUCUUAGCUUAUCAGAUGUUAGUGCAACUAAAAGAAAUCUGGGAUCUUGAAAGAGUACAGUUGUGGAUCAAACCAUAUCGUAUAAUGGUCAUGUCACAAGAUAGUGGAAUGAUCGAACCUAUUAUGGAUGCUAUCUCUAUACAUCAAGUGAAGAAAAGCAGUCAGUUGUCGCUGCUAAACUAUUUCUAUCAAGAAUUUGGUGGAGCAAAUUCUGAAGAGUUUUUAACAGCCCAGAGAAAUUUUGUCAAAAGUUCAGCUGCUUAUAGCGUUGUCUGCUAUCUAUUUCAAGUUAAAGAUCGGCACAAUGGAAAUAUUCUCCUAGAUGCAGAAGGUCAUAUAAUCCAUAUAGACUUCGGAUUUAUUUUGUCUUCAUCUCCCAAAAAUUUAGGAUUCGAAAGUUCUCCAUUCAAACUCACAGAAGAAUUUGUUGAGGUGAUGGGGGGACUGGAUGGUGAUAUGUUCGCUUAUUAUAAAAUAUUGAUUUUACAAGGACUGAUAGCAGCAAGAAAACAUAUGGAAAAAAUUAUACAGCUUGUUGAAAUAAUGUCAGCAGGACCGUCGCUAACAUGUUUACAAGGCAUCAGCACAAUAAAAGCACUUCGAGAAAGAUUUCACAUGUCAUUAACAGAAGACCAAUUACACGAACUUGUUGAUUAUAUGGUAGAGGGAUCAAUGCGUUCAUGGACAACAAAACUUUAUGACGGUUUCCAAUAUUUAACAAACGGUAUUGCUCACUGAUCAUGCAAGAUUGGGUCUUUGUGAACUUUUUCCUGUCCCUUUUAACAGAAUAUGAUAGUAUGAGGAGUUAGUGCCAACAAUUUUAAAUGUUUCUUCUGUAUUAUUUCUGUAUGUUGGCUUCAAAAUAUUUCACACUUGUUUUGUAAUAGACAUAACAUAUUUUUAUAUGUAUGUGUUUGAUAUUUUUGAGAUGUAUUGAUGUUUUUGUUCAGCAGCUAACUUGUGGAUUCUGUAUUUAAAUUUCAUGACUUUUGAGCAGGAGAUCUAUUUUAUAUCCAGUCAUGUAUUGGUCAUUCCCAAAUUGUCUGAGCGAUCUACAUUGGUGAUUUAUGUUCAUUCAAAUGAAAAUUUCUAGAUAUAUUCAUACAUUAUAACAUGUUUUGUGGUACAGUGCUAUGUAAAUAUUUGGCAAAUUAUAAAAAUUACACGAGUAAUGUAAUAAUGAAUCAUUAAAAACAUUCUGACUAUAAGAAAAAGGUUUUAUACGAUUUAAGUAUCGUUUUCAUUCAAAAUCCCAAAUUUAGAAAAUGACAGUUUGUUUGUAACUUCAGUAGUAUGGUGCACAUUUUGACAAAUUGAUAAUAAGCGCCAAACUAAUAAGAAGCAAAACUAUAGGUUUUGCCAAUGUGGAUGUAGUCGGGGGAAAGCCAAAAUCAAACAUUUACUAUUCUGAAGACAUUUUCAUUUACUGUUAUCAAAUAGUUUAGGGAAAUUUGAACAAAUAAUUAUAAAUUCAUAGAAAUAAAUUGUUAAAUAGUUGAGCUAAACAUUUUUUUGAUUGAUUUGCUAUUAAUUAAUUGAAAGCUACUUUUGUGACAGAGAUUCAACAGGGAUCUACGUUAAGUUGUCAUAUUUCUAUUGAAAUAGCUUGUAUUGGUUUAUGAUAUUAAUUUAAUGAACUUAAGACACAAUUUUGAAUAAAAUACAAUAAAUUCUUAUAGGUGUGAGUAUCUAUUUUUAUGAUUUGAUAAGACAUGUAAACUUUUUCUUCAUGAAACGCCAUGUGCUCUAUCAUUUAAUGUUAAGAGUUCACUUGUGAAUGAAAUUCUUUUCGAAUGCUUGAAGCUAGUUCAUGUUGUGCAUUUGUUCCCUGCUAUUUAAAUAUGUUGCUGUUACCUGUUUUUUUAUAUUUUUCAGCCAAAAUUUGUUCAUAUUUACAUAAUAUUAUAAUCUUCGCUUUCAAUGCACGACAUGAGUAUUUUGAUAAAAAUCUUGAUAUUUUCAUUCCGUGAAACUUCAAAUCAUCCAUGUUACUAAUUGUUCCAUUUGUGAAUAUCAGGAAGCAAAUUUUAUCUUAGAUUUAAAUACAUUAGUUUCUUGUAAUGAGAUAUGGUUGGUUAACAACCAUGCUGCUUCCUGGAUUUUGGAUUUUAUUAAUCUAUUUUUAAAAUCCCGACUUCGACACAUUCUUGUGCUGUCACUACAAACGUUAUGAUUCAUCAUUAAACUACCUGAUUACCAUUUACACGACUUUUUUUAAUUCUAUGAUAAACUAAUCGAUUAUUUUAUGUGUAUACUUAUACAUGAUUUUUAUUCUCUUUAUCAUUUGCCAUUGCAAUGUAACACGAUUUGUUUGAUAUUAUUGUUCUUUACUGGUUCUACGUAUCAUUGUUCGAUCAUAUUUCUUUCAACCUUUAGUGGUCGAAAUUGUACCAAUUUAUUUCUUUGUAUGUUCAUCAGCUACCAGGAUAUAGGGUGGUUCAACUUGUUUUUUGGAAAUAGCUACCAUCCACGAAUUCAAAUUUUUUAUAUCUGUGGAAAUAUGUCGUGCAUUUUGAACCUAAAUAUCUUUACUCUCAUAAUUUGAAAAGUUGUAGAAUGAGUCUGAAAAACUAAAACCUACACUGGGUGAAAAGUAAUAUCUAAUUAACAUCUAAUUUUAUUUGUUUGGCAUGACUAAUGAUGAAUUCUAUUCUAUAAAUUCCCCAUCAGUCGCCGUCUUAAUGUUUGUCAAUAUGUGCCUGAUUAUUACGAGAAAAGUGUGGGCUGAUUUUGAAUUUCUUAAUAACUCAAUGAACUUAUGUAUCUAACAACUGUGCGAAUUUACUAUCUAUUUAUAUUUUAUGGUGGCAUCAUUGUCAAUACCUAUUAAAAGUGUGAUCUGAAUAUUUGUAGAAUUGUUAUCCAAUGUCACAGAAUUACUGGAGUUGGAAGGACCAAAAAAGAUGUUCAGUUUUUUUUAGAAAGAUUUUUUAUUGUAUUGUUUUCAAUUUGUGAAAUCAGAAUUGCUAGUAUGUUAAUAAUACGGUAAAUCAUAUGUUGUUACAUGA